AUGGAGAAACUCAGUGACAAAAUAAUUGAGGAAAUCAAAGAUUUUGAAUACGAUAAUUUAACAGAUGAACAAGAAUCAUUAAUCAAUAGAUUAAUAUUGAACGAGAAUUUGAAAAAAUGUUAUAAAGAAUACGGUUUAUGCGAAGAAUGUCAACAACCUAAUACUGGUAGUGAAUGGUGUCAGUCGUGCAAGGCGAAAAACCUUGAUGAUAAAAAUUCAGUAUUCAAUAAGCAAUCUAAAGAAGCAGAUGAAUCCAAUAAAAAAUUAUCAGCUAUAUCAUCCACCGAGGAUCAUCCUAUGUAUAAAGCACAUCCCCAAGCAGUUUAUAUAAGCAGGCCUUUGAAUUUUAAUAAACUUCCAGAAACGAAAAACGCUAAUAAUGUAGAGUUCGAAGCGGGAUAUUCUGAAAAGGGAAAGGUUAAUGUUACAAAUGCCAGUUCUAACCCGAGAUUUUCAUCGCCAGUAUCAUCAUCACCAAGGAUACGAACCGAAUCUAAUCCGCAACAGACAAAUAUUAAAGAUCAUGAAAAUUGGGUGGCUAAACAGCAAGAAAGAAUAAGCAUUCUUCAAAAAAAUGUGGAAUUGCAAAAACAUUUACGUGAAUUAUCAUUGAAUAAUGAUGAUCAUGAAAAAUGGAUGGAACAACAACAACAAAGAAUCGACAUUUAUCAACGACAAAUUGAGUUCCAAAAACAGCUGAAUGAAUUAUAUUUGGCUAUUCCACAGCUGACAAAUGAUGAAGAAUAUGAAAAAUGGAUGGAGCGACAGCAAGAAAGAAUAAGGGUUCUUAAAGAACAAGUGGAAUUGCAACAACACCCAUAUUCAUUAUCGGCUGCUUUUCGAUAA
Messenger RNA from Funneliformis mosseae, 846 nucleotides. The record is from the annotation of a GenBank genome assembly. NCBI's taxonomy places the organism in Eukaryota, Fungi, Glomeromycota, Glomeromycetes, Glomerales, Glomeraceae.